AACACUCUGAUUACUUAUCAAAAUAUAUUCGUUGAAAAUUUAAUAGGAAUCAAACUGAAAAAUUAGAACUCUUCUAUUUACCAUAAAUUUUAAUAUUAAAAAUAGAUAAAAAUGAAACAAGUAAACCAAAGUACCUCUCCCUAUUAGCACUAAAUUGAUGAAGCAAUCUAGCUCUGCUAGUUUAUUAGAGAUUAUAAGCUAAAGAAUGAUAAAAAAAUCAAAGAUAUGAACUUAUCUGAUAGAAUUAAAAUAGAAAACAUCCCUAAUUUGAAUCUAGAAGGAUUGACAAUAGAAUAUUUAAAGCAACUUAAUAACACAUAAUUUUCAAAGAUCUAAAGCCAAUUGUAAAAAAUAGUAGAUAUGCUGAUGGAAUAAGAAUUCGCAAUUGAUAGAGAUAUAAAAAACCAAAAAAGUUUAAAAUAAAUUUAAUUAAAUGACUCUUUCCAAAGUUAAUAUAGCUCAGUAAACAGUUCUUUCCAAACAAACUAUUCUUCAGUUAGAAGAAGUUCUGCUUAAUAGUUUCAAAAUGAUUUUUAUAGGUAAAAAAACAUUAAUAAUGAGGAAAACUACAGCUCUAAGAGAUGUUUAGAUAGCUACAAUAGAUAAGAAGCAUUUACUGAAGUUAUGGCUAAUAAUAAUAAUAAGUUAAAGAGCAUUGACAAUUUGUAUUAAAAUAAAAAAUAAUGUGUAAGUAAUUUUGCGAAUGAUACUAAAAACUAUGAUACAAACUAGUUUAAAGCACAUAAUUACUCCUCUUAAUACAAUUCAGUCAAUAAUUAAUCGAGAAGAGUUUCUAUUAUAAAAAUUAAUGACUUAUAAUUUAGUGAUAACGAAGAAGAAAAAGAAUUAAAAAAUAUUUAACCUAAAGAAGACCCUCUUGAUAAGCUUAUCCUUAAAGUAAAUGAAGAAAAAGACAGAGUAAUGAAGUUAUUAGAAAAAGAAAAGAAGGAACGAUAAAGUUUAUAGGAAAGUUAAUAGGCGAUGAAUUAUUAGAGCAUUAGCUAACUCGAUUACUAAGAUUAAUUAUACAUAAAAGAAUAAUAAAUUGCUGCAUUAGCCAAAGAAAUAAACUAGUUAAAGCAAGAAAAUUUUAAUUUGAAAAACUCAAAUCUUAUGUUAAGAAAAGACAAAACUGAAUUGUGUCCAAAUAAAAACAAUGCUUUUUCUUAUGUCUUAUAAAACUGUUAAAUAAUCUCUGCUUAGGAAAACAAUCUCAUUUUUAAGUGGGCUUUUGAUAGUUAGAUAGACUUGUGUAAGCUUUUAAAUAGUGCUAUUAGCAUUUAGGCAGAAAGAGAGAAAGGGAAAGAAGCAAAGUAAAUAGAACAGUUUUAUUAGAGUAUAAUUCAAAUGGAAAACUUUGAAUAGUUGCUAGAAAAUUGUGAUGAGAAUAAUUUAAAUUUUAAUGAUAAUCAUUAUACUGAAAAAUUAAAUCCAGACAUUCAAAGUUUAUAAAAUGAAUUAUAAGAAUUGAAAUCUAAACUUGAUACCAUGCAAUAAGAAUUAAACGAAAGAGAUUAUUAAAUAGAUUUGCUCAAUUAAUAAAUAGCAGAAAGUACUCAAAAAUUCAACAGUGAGAAAACUAAAUAUUAAAACGAAAUGAAAUACAUUAAAAGAUAACAAAGAGAUUUAGAAAUAUAGUAGAAUAUUUUGAAGUUGGAGAGAGAAAAAUUUGAGCAAGAGCAAAAUGAAAAAAAGUAGCUUGAAGAGUUAGAAAAAAUGCAAAAUGAUCUAACUUUGCUUAGUUAAUUUUGA
This is a messenger RNA of Tetrahymena thermophila SB210, 1752 nucleotides long. RefSeq lists its product as hypothetical. The transcript has 6 exons. The record is from RefSeq and is a predicted model, not a curated record. Lineage: Eukaryota; Ciliophora; Oligohymenophorea; Hymenostomatida; Tetrahymenidae.